Clonostachys rhizophaga is the source of this 1071-nucleotide messenger RNA. The record is from the annotation of a GenBank genome assembly. Lineage: Eukaryota; Fungi; Ascomycota; Sordariomycetes; Hypocreales; Bionectriaceae.
AUGCUGCGCCUAAACGUCGCCCGUGCCGCCGCUGCUGCUGCUCCCAGCUCCGGCGCCAGGGCUCUCAGCUCCACGGCGGCACGACGGUACAAGUCGCCGUCCAUGGGCGACAUCAACCCCUCCCGCGCGGCCGUCGAGAAAUUCAACCAGAAGCAGAAGGAAUUCAGAGAGCAACUUUUUGAGGCACAGAAGGAACGGGAUGCUCGUGCGUUGGCCCAGGACAACAAGACCCCCACUGCGUCGUCGGGUAUUCCAGGUGCAAAGCCAGCUACUAAUGCCGAUGCAGGAGCCGCGGCUGAGUCGAGGGAGUCGGAGCCCGAUCGCAAGUCUGGCCCCUUGACCAACCUCAUUUACGGAACAAAAGAAGGUCGCGAGCUCGAGGCCCAGCUCGAAGCCAGCUUUAGCCAGGUCCUUGCACGUGGCAAGUAUGUCCACUCCAUCGUGUUCCAUGAGGUCAAGCCAGACAAGGUAUCCGAGUAUGUUGAUCUCGUCGGCCAAUGGUACCCCAAAAUGGCGAACAUGCCAUCCAACAAGGUCCAUCUCGUCGGCAGCUGGCGUACUGAGGUCGGCGACUGCGACACUUUUGUCCACAUCUGGGAAUACCAAAAGUACGAGGGUUACCACGACUCGCGAUACUCCAUGACCCAUCACCCCGAGUUUGCCGAGUUCGAGCGCAAGCUCACCACUCUCAUCAACUCCAAGAAGAUCGACUUGAUGCAGGAAUUCUCAUUCUGGCCUACAACACCCCCGCGCCAGCUUGGCGGAGUGUUCGAGCUCCGGUCAUACACACUCCACCCCGGCAACCUGCUUGAGUGGGAGACUCAUUGGAGACGCGGUCUCAAUGCCCGACGGGAAGUGAUGGAAGGCGUCGGAGCUUGGUUUGUCCAGAUUGGAGACCUUAACACCGUCCACCACCUCUGGCAGUUUGCCAAUCUGGAGGAGCGCCGCACUCGACGUGAGAAGAGUUGGUCAAUUGAGGGCUGGAGUGACACGGUUCAUAAGACAGUGCCUCUCAUUCAGGAGAUGAAGUCCCGGAUCCUCAUCCCCAUGCCCUGGUCUCCUGUCGCAUGA